Molecule: messenger RNA, 396 nt
Organism: Ixodes scapularis (black-legged tick)
Lineage: Eukaryota; Metazoa; Arthropoda; Arachnida; Ixodida; Ixodidae
Product: Golgi-associated plant pathogenesis-related protein 1-like
Exons: 4
Coding region: 1-396 (131 amino acids)
Source: RefSeq, a predicted model, not a curated record
AUGCUGGAGUGGCAUAACGACUAUAGAAAACAACGUGCAACGUCACCUCUCUUCUAUAAUUACAACUUACAGGCAUGGGCGCAGCAGUGGACGGAAAGGCUUGCCCUAACUGAUGUUACUGAACAUCGACCACCACAACCGGACCCUUACAAGAAAAUGGGCGAAAAUAUCUACUGUAUGACUCUGACUAAGCCCGAUUUUGUUCCUUCAGAAAGACGAGUUACUACGCUCUGGUUCAACGAAAUACAUCAAUAUAAUUAUAACAACCCGCGGUACAACUCAAAGACAUCCCAUUUCACACAGAUGGUGUGGAAAGCAACCAUAUAUGUUGGAUGUGGUUAUGCCCGCUCAUAUUAUUCAAAGACGACAUACGUUCUCUGCAACUACUGGCCUUAA